CCAAAGUGACGUCAUAAAAGUGUUACAGGGAUUUCUUGUUCAAAAGUCGAUCUAUAAUCCUAAAUAUCAUAAAUAUGGAUCUAAAGAUUCUUCAAUUAAAAGCAUUAAAAAAAUAAAUAGAUCUAGAUCUAUUAAUUCGAUGGAGAUAUGAAUAACUAUUCAGUUUACACCGGAAUAAUUGUAAUUUCUGCAGGUACUUUAGUGGCAGUAGGAGUUGGAGUAGCUCUGUGGAAAUUGUUCAAGCGAAAUAGUUUUGAUGACGAAGCAUCUCAGUUAUGUCGAUUGGUUUCUCCACGCAGGAGCAAAGAUGAUGACAGACGCCUUCUAAUCAAACGCAGACGAGAAUAUCGACUGAGAAAUCCUAAAACUGACAGUGCUUAUCAUGAACGACUAUUCAAACGACAGAACACCAUGUGAGACUGUUAGUUGUACAGUCUCCUCUCAUCUAUUUCUUUUGCUUUAAGUGUUUGAAUUAUUUAUGACUCUGAUUUUACAUGAACUCAAUGACAUGCUCAUCAUAAACUAUCUCUACGGUCAACUGGUUUUGGAUGACCAAGACAGUAUAUUCAGAACAUUACUUACAAUUUAAUGCAUCAUCAAGAACUUCAUUUACUGAGGUAAGCCCCAAAAGAAAUGACUCAAGUAGAUCACUAAAAGGUCGUAUUAGUAGUACUACUGUUGAUACUGCCUAUCCAACUAAAAAAGAUGAAUUCAACAGACCUGUUUAUACAAGCAUAAGUAACUCUACUGUUACUUCAUAUACACAAAACAAUUAUGAUGAAGGCAGAUGGGAAAAGUUGUGUUGUUUUAAAUUUUGUAGACAAAAAAAAUCUCCAGAAGAACUUCAUAAGAUAUUGCAUGCCGGGGUUCGGCGCAUGUCUGAGACUUCAACCCCUUUAAAUUCUUAUUACCAACAACAAAAGAAAAACGAAUGUUCAUACUAUGAAUCGGGAUAUUUAUCAAAGUCAACUUUUACUGGUGAACUGAAAUCUAUGAGGGAUCUACGCAAGGCUAGCCAUGUUACUGCAAAUUUACCUGAGCCUGAAGUAGCCAUCAGUAAUUCAAACUCCAGAAGGUUGCUGGCAAAGGGCUCAAAACAAGUCUUUGUUGGGGAAACUGAUGUCCAUGAAAUCAAUUUGAUGUUACAAUCUCGCCUGAAUGGAGGAUUAUCCAUUGAUACUUUGGAAGCAGAUCAAAAAGGGGAAGCCCUUUUGAAGUGUAACCGCACGGGCAAGGAUUAUACUUCUUUAAUUUUGUCCCAGCUAGUCAACGAGGCAGACACUCGUAGAAUGUCUGUUCAGUCAGACCGCAGGAGCUCUAAUUUUAGAAGCUCUUUCUCGAAGGUAGGAUUGGAUUUGAAAUUAGAAAAAAUGGCGAUGAAGAAAGGUCUCAAGCCAGAAGAAUUGAGUGAUAGUGAAUUUCUGAACAGAUUAACAGAUGUGUCAACAAUAGUUAAAACUGAGUUAGAGAAAGAUUGGAACUUCACUCAGAACUACAUUAAGACAUUAGAAAAGUUUGUCAAGUUGCAGACGUCUCAAAAGAAGAUAUUUGACAUGGGCACUGAGCGAUGGAUGGUCAUCUUAUACACAACCAGUGAACAAUUAGAUGGUUUGACCAACUUUAGAUGUUUACUGACACGUCUGAUACUACAACAGCAUCAUGUAGCCUACGAGGAGCGUGACAUAGCACUGGCCAACAUGCCUUAUAAAGAGGAGCUCAAAAAGAGACUUGACACGAAUGGUAUCACUGUUCCUUAUGUCUUUGCUUAUGGCGUGACAAUAGGGAACUGCCAGGUGAUUUAUGCUCUCCACAAGUUGAAAAUGAUGGAUUCACUCUUCAAGAACUUUAUUAUGCCUCCUAACAAAUACAAUGAAUGGUUAAACAGCAGGCAUCUAGGAAAAGGUUCAGGGCUUAAGAUUGAUGUCAAAGUCAGUUCCUUUCCUGCACUGAAUUUACUAGCUGGUCUGCAGUCUGAAAUCAAACUCUCUAGUGUUGAUGCCGAGAAGACCAAAGUGGGCAAAGAGAUUGUCAGAAGAGCAAGGACACGAUGGAUUGAGAUUUCAAAAAUAGGCUUUAAACAGCCGGAUCUUCUCAGAUUUGUACUCUUAAAGAGAACUAUCAUCUUAGCACUGACUAUGAUGAAUGACAUUUAUCAAACAUAUUUGACAAAAAGAAAUAUUGGUCAACACAUGGCAAAGAAAAGGAGAUUUUCAUGGAUGAAGUAACAUUUUUUUUUAGACCUAAACAAUUUUGUGCUUACAAUAUGCUGACAAGGAUUGAAAGGUCAAAAUCAUUUUUUUUAAGUGAAAAGUUUAUUUGUGUAUAUUUGAAUAGUACAAGUAUUGGUCAGUUAUUAUACUUUAAGUGAAUGUCUUAUACCAUGUGAAUGUUGAGAAAAUAUUUGAUAAUUUUGUUGUGGAGCCUAUUGUCAGUUUGAGAAAGUCAGAUCUCACUUGACACUAAGACUGAAACUAUGUUUGAGCUAUAUGUACAAACAAUAAUUGUAUGACAUUUUGUUUUAAUGACAUCUAUUUAUUGAGCAAUGCUGAAUGAUCAAAUGAAUGUACGUUUUAGUCAACAAUGAGUUUCAUUUGUUCUAUUCAUAAACAUAUUUCCUAAUUCA
Molecule: messenger RNA, 2623 nt
Organism: Biomphalaria glabrata
Lineage: Eukaryota; Metazoa; Mollusca; Gastropoda; Planorbidae
Exons: 8
Coding region: 549-2225 (558 amino acids)
Source: RefSeq, a predicted model, not a curated record